AGCAGUUGGAUCGAUCUCUAACUGAGUCCUAAAGUUCGAGCCAUAAACAGCCAUGGAGUUUACCAGACGGUACCUGCCCAUGGAAUGGGAGGAACGGUGGAGGAAAGAGAAGGAAAGGAGAAGGGUGAUUGAGGAAGGAGGAGAAGAGGUAGAAGCAGACGAUCGAAAGCUGAGGUGGAUUGUGGCCUACAACAACAACCGGAUGGGCGUGAUGAGGAGAAAGGAAAAAGAGGGAGCAAGGGUCAAGAAGAGGAACAACAGUACGGCAAGCCAGGGAGAAGAGGAAGAAGAAGGGGAAGUGUCAGAGAGGAGUGAAGGACUGGGAGAUGAAGAGAAGGUUCGUACAUUCUACAGACAUACCUAUCCUAAAGAGGUCUUCCAGGGUCUGGAGCAGCUCAGGGACUCCUCUCUCCUCACUGACCUGACUCUGAGCACUGAGGAUGGGCAGCGUCUCUAUGCACACUCCCCUGUCCUGGCUGCUGUGAGCACCCUUGUCCACCAGAGACUGCAAGAGAGGGAUGAAGAGAUGGAGAAGAGGAAGGGGAGGAGAGAUGUUGACAUGGACAUAAAGACAGAGAUAUUCAUCAGUCUGGGUCAUGAGGUGGGGCUUGUGGGGCUGGCAGGGAUGGUGGAGUUUGCCUACACUGGGGGAUUAGCAGCUCUGAACAGACACACACUGGCCCAGAUACAGACUGCAGCUACAACACUAGGGGUCCCCAGAGUUCUAGAACUCUGCAGUGAAGAGAAGGAGAAGAUGAAGAAGGGAGUAGAGAAGAGGGCAGGAGAGAAGAAGAUCUCUGCUGAAGAACAGAUGAAGGUCAGUCUUCAGUCCAUCAGAGAGCUGUGGGCAGAGAGAGUGGGCUGUGAUGUGGAGCUGGAGGUUGGAGGAACGUCAUUCCAUGUCCACAGAGUGCUCCUGGCUGCCAGUAGUGAUUACUUCCGGGGAAUGUUUACCAGCGGGAUGAGGGAAUCACAGCAGCCCUGUGUGGCCCUUCCCUUCCUGGAAGCCUCUGAGCUUGAGACCCUGAUUGGCUGUUCCUACAGCGGGUCCCUCUCCCUCAGCUGGGGGUGUGUUUUUGAGAUCACCUGCACAGCCCUGCAGCUCCAGUUCCAGCCCACCCUCUCGAUGUGCCUCGAUUUCCUGGAACAGGAAAUGGAUGCCCACUCAUGUCUGGACGUGGCCUCCUUCGCCCUGGCGUAUGGGAUGCUGGAACUCCUCGAGGCGGCCGAGGACUUUGUUCUGAGGAACUUCCAAGAAGUGUCUACCAGCCUGAAAUUCCUGGACCUUCCGGCUGAUAAACUGCUGGAUUUUCUCCACUCUGACGGCCUCUGCGCGCCCUCAGAGCUAGCCGUGUUCAGGGCCGUGGUGGUCUGGGUAGAGGCCGAUCCAGCGGAGAGGCUAGCCCAGGCCCAGGAGCUGAUGACAGGAGUCCGCUUCCCGCUCAUGACCUUUAAGGAGUUCAGAGAGGUCAGGGCAAUCAACCUGCGCAUGGAGUGCAGCAGCGACACAGAGGUGGAUCUGUACGGCUCAGCCCUCAAAGAGUUUGGCUUCAGUCUUCCCGAGACACAGGACCAGUGCCGGGUCCGACGGCCAAAAGACGCCCUGGUUCUGGUCGGAGGCGACCAGCUGGAUCCUGACUUGGGGAAACGGCUUCCCAGCAGGCAGCUGUGGUUCGCUAACUCCCUCCGCACCGGAACAGGCCUGGUGAAGGCCAUGGACUGGAGGAUUCUGGGAGAGAUACCAGAGAAGCCCAGGUUUAGACACGGGGUGGGGGUGAUGGAGGGGCGGCUGUACGUGCUUGGAGGGUGUGAGUUCUACACAAAGACUGAUACGCUGAAAUCGGUAUACAGGUAUGACCCAAUGCAGGACAGCUGGCAGAGGUUGGCUGACAUGCAGGAGUACAGAAGUAACUUUUCGGUGGUGGUGCGGGGUGAUCGUCUCUACGCCAUCGGAGGAGACAUGGACAUGAAUACCAACCUGGACAGUGUGGAGGACUACAGCCCCGUAUCUGACACAUGGAGCUAUGCCAAGCCUCUGGACCAGGCCCUGAGUGGCCAUGCUGCCACAUUGUUGGAUGGAGAGAUCUUCAUCUCAGGGGGGUUUGACUGCAGGUACCAGUGUCUGACGUCCAUGUUCCUGUACCACCCUGAGAGAGGAACUACCUACCGGGCAGAGAUGAGCCAGGAUCGGGCCCAGCACUGUAUGGAGGUCCUGCAUCAUGGUGGUGGUGGUCUCUGUGUGGUUGGAGGGGUGUGUAACCUACGUACGUUCUACACCGACCAGCUGGCCUGUGAGGUCUACGACACCGUUACUGACUCCUGGAGUGCCCUCACGCCACUGGCCGUCUCCCAUGUUGGAGCAGCCUCUGUGGUUCUGGAGGGGAAGCUCUAUGUGCUGGGAGGAUACUGCCAAGAGGACUACAGGGAGACCAGACUGGUUCACCGAUAUGAACCCAUUACCCAACGUUGGGAGAAUAUGGGCAAGAUGCCCGGGCCUAACACUGACAUAAGAGCCUGUUUGCUCCGCCUACCCGCCCACUUGAGACAAUGAGAGAGGGAACUUUCGAGAGUGAUGAAGUUCCACAUUACAUUGAAGUUGUUUUAUGAACUGAAAAACACUUAAAGAGGCAGGACUAUUUUAAUGCUCCACCUGCUUGCCCACUUGAGACAAUAAAACAAUGAGAGAGGGAGGGUCACAUGGUGAGAAAGAGGGCUGGGGUUGCCAUAUAUAAAAUAAAAUAAAUAAGACUGUAAAACACAGAGAAAGAGCUAUGCUGGCAUUUGUGAAUCUACAGGUGCGAAAAAAACAUAUUGUAUGCCAGAAAUCAUAGCCUAAUUCUUUAUGUCAUUGAUAUAUUGUUUUGAUUGAAAAACAGCCAAUUCCAUUCGUAUUUGGAAUAAUCCCUUUUUACCUCAGGUGUUUAAUGACAGCACCUUAAAGUCCUGGUUCCAAAGUGGCAUCAUGAAUUUUUAACAUACUAUGAUGGAUAUCUACUGUCACACAGUCAAUUACAAUAAAUAUUUGGAUUAAUCCAGGCCGAUUUCUUUAAGUUCCUACAACUCCGAAAUCUUAUUUAAUCACUUCAACAGAAUCUGGAUGAACCUAAUGUAACGGCAGCCUUCCUCCUCUUCACGAGAAGAGAAGGUGUAGCAAGGAUCGGACCAACACGCAGCGUAGCCAGUGCUCAACAUGUUUAAUACAAAACUGUGAACACUUACAAUUACAAAAUAACAAAAUGUGGCAAACCGAUACAGUCCUAGCUGGUGCAGAGAAAACACAGAGACAGGAAACAACCACCCACAAUCCCCAACACAAAACAAGCCACCUAAAUAUGAUUCCCAAUCAGAGACAACACAAAACACCUGCCUCUGAUUGGGAACCAUAUUAGGCCAAACAUAGAAACAGACAAACUAGACACACAACAUAGAAUGCCCACCCAGCUCACUUCCUGACCAACACUAAAACAAGUAAAACACACAAGAACUAUGGUCAGAACGUGACACCUUAGGCAUCUAGCGUAGAAGAAAUACUGAAAGAAGCUGCUAGGCCAAAUAAAUUGAUUGCCUGUGAUAAACUGACACCAUUUUGGGGUCAUGUACUGUAUGUCCUAUUUCCUUGUCACUGGGAAUGUAUAUCCCUCCAUCUCCACGGGUCUAUCUGUUGGGAUAUGUAAAUAUUUGUGAUUCAUCUCAGAGAAAGCUAUGUUGUCAUGGUCUGUAUAGCCAUCAAUUGAAAAGCCUCAUAUUCACCAUUAAUAGCAAACUGGAGGACUGAACUAUCUAGCUGCAUACUGUACCUUAAGAUUUUAUAUAUUAUAAAAUUAAAUAAAAAAAACAGAAGUGUUUGAAGAAAUUUGGUAACCAUAUGUUGAUCACUUUGGGGAUGUGUUGUGUAGUGGGCAUUUUGUUUUGCAAAGUGUUGUUUGUCGGGUGCUGUGAAUAUUUUUUUUUUUUUACUGUUUGUAGAAAACAAAAGAAAAAUGAAUGCAUGUUUGUUGAUAGUAUUACAUAACUUAUGACCUCCUUACAAAGAGUGUUAUUUGUUUCAUGAAAUGAUUGGACACACUGUCACACCCUGACCUUGGAGAUUUUUUUAUGUCUCUAUUUUGGUUGGUCAGGGCGUGAGUUUGGGUGGGUAUUCUAUGUCUGGUGUUCUAUGUUGUCCUUGUUUUGUAUUUCUAUGUGUUUGGCCUGGUGUGGUUCCCAAUCAGAGGCAGAUGUCUAUCAUUGUCUCUGAUUGAGAACCAUACUUAGGUAGCCUGUUCCCACCUAUGUUGGUGGGUAGUUCUUUUCUGUUUUGUGUAUUGCACCUUGCAGAACUGUUCGU
Salvelinus fontinalis (brook trout) is the source of this 4327-nucleotide messenger RNA. RefSeq names its product kelch-like protein 33. Lineage: Eukaryota; Metazoa; Chordata; Actinopteri; Salmoniformes; Salmonidae. Gene Ontology annotation, molecular function: protein binding. The coding region runs from base 53 to 2551 and encodes 832 amino acids. The record is from RefSeq and is a predicted model, not a curated record. The transcript has 5 exons.